This is a messenger RNA of Aspergillus japonicus CBS 114.51, 2727 nucleotides long. Its product is annotated as putative Ras guanyl-nucleotide exchange factor RasGEF. Gene Ontology annotation, biological process: positive regulation of GTPase activity; Ras protein signal transduction. Gene Ontology annotation, cellular component: plasma membrane. Bases 1 to 2727 code for a protein of 908 amino acids. The record is from RefSeq and is a predicted model, not a curated record. Lineage: Eukaryota; Fungi; Ascomycota; Eurotiomycetes; Eurotiales; Aspergillaceae. Gene Ontology annotation, molecular function: guanyl-nucleotide exchange factor activity. The transcript has 6 exons.
AUGGAUUCUCAACUUCCGAAUAGAGAGCGAGCGGUAUCUAGCGAUAGAGCCGAGGCUGCGCCCGUCCCGCAGAGACCGGGGCUCCCCAACCGCACCAUCUCCGCUCCCGCUGGGGGCCUAUAUAAGCUCGAUUCGGCCAGAAUGGCCAUGGGCUCGGUCAAAACAGAGCGGACGUUGGUGGAGGAAGAUGAAUCAUCGCCCUCGGUGGGAGGAAACAGGAUCUCAUCCGCUCUCCCGGGUGAAGAACCCGCCCCGAAACCGAAUUUCCCACACGUGAGCAUCGCCGUGGUUGGCCCAGACCAUGUGGGUAAAUCAACUUUCAUUGAGAGCGCACUAGAUAUGAAACACUCGCUCUCAUCCCGGGCAACGACAAAGAAGAUGUCUCUCGAUGGGACGGUCUACCUCGUUCGGUUACUGGAGAUUGAUACACUGGAGAUCUCGAUUGGAGGCAAUGGUGAGAUCCAAUGGCCAAAGUUAGGAGGCGAUUCACCUCCUUCUGUGGAUGGUGUGCUUGUCCUCCACGAUGUAACACAGCCCGGGAGCCUUUCCGACAUCAAAGGAUUGCUAGCCUCUCUGGACGCCUCGUCCAUACCUUUUCGACUCGUCGCAAGUAAAUGCGACAUUCAACCGCCCCAUGGUCUACUUGAGCCAGUCUUAGAUGGCUAUGAAAUCAUCCGCACCUCCCCAGAUUCGCCACGGUCGCAGAAAAUGUGCAUCGCUCUGGUUUUGCGAUCAGUCAUUAGCGACAGGAAUGCUGAAGAGCACUCUUCCGACAAGACCGUCACACCGGGCUGGCGUCAUAGUCGUGCCAACUCAGAAAACCCCACAGCCGUGUUCUCGGGAGCCGCAGGCGGCCCAAUUACAACAGGAGCUCUGGACUCGGGGAUCGAUGGGUACGGUGUAGAUCGUCAACUGACUGACUCAACCGCCUCUAGUGGUCAGGGCCCGCGCUAUGCCCGAAGCAAUUCUCAACCUCUCCGACCUCACACACCUCCCUCCGGACGACUGAAUCAGCGCAAGCAAUCCAUCCCGGGAGAGUCAUCCCCCGGCAAGGACUUCAACCGACAACAUCGACUUCAUGCAGCCUGGCGCAACAGUGGCGGAUCGGACGCUUUCAGUAGCUUCAUCGAAAUGGGGGAAGAGAUGGACGGGCCCCGAAGCAUUCCUUCGAGUCCUGGAAGCAAAGACAAGACGCCGAGUGAGAGCUCUUCCAACGAGAAUGGCUUCACUUUCGAGGAGUUGGUAGACCGGCUGGUCGCUCAGCCUAUGUCGAAGCAUGACUCCAAGUUUGCAUCCAUCUUCCUGUGCUUGUACCGCAAAUUUGCCGCCCCCUCCUCCUUAUUGACCGCCUUGAUUAACCGGUUUGAGCGAAACGAGCGAGAGAUAUCGGACCAGCUUACGCGCAUUGCCGACCAGUUGAGGCUGCUAACCGUCAUGGCUCAGUGGGUAUCGGAGUACCCGGGGGACCUAGCUUAUCCGAAAACGCAGAAACGGAUUGCCGAGUUUGUUUCCAACCUCGAGAAAAGCCAUUUCUACAUGUUUGCUGCCAAGGAAAUUGGGUCUUAUCUUGAGGCCAAUGCGGAAGAUGACAACAUCGGAUGGCCGUUCAGAGAUGGCGAGGUGGAGGAGGUCGAAGCAACGGAGCCCGCUUUUCAGUAUUCGGGUCGAAGCUCCCCGUCGAUCUUCCUUGGUCCCCCUCCGCUGAGCGAUGAGGGUGACGAAGAGGAAGAGGAUCCUAUAUACAGUAUGAGUGCGUUGGACCUCAGCGAGGGCGCACUUGAGUCUGGGUCGAGGUUGUCCGCGUCCAUGACGAAUUCUUUCACCGCCGAAAAGCCCGGGACUGUGGCAACCCAGUCGUUCACGGCCCUCAACAUCGACUCGGCCCAGAAGGAGGCUCGGCAUUUGGAUCUGACACCCCGCGUGCCGUUGACGAAGGUGCAAUGGCGACAAUUCAUGGAAAUUCCGGAUGAAGACUUCGCUCGGGAACUGACGCGCAUUGACUGGAUCAUGUUCAACUCCUUCCGACCACGAGACCUCGUCCGUCAUGUCAGCAUCACCGGAGCCGACAAAGACAAAAUCCACAGUCUUAAGAACGUCAAUCGAAUGAUCAAACAGUUCAACCACGUGGCAUGCUUUGUUGCGAGCGUCAUUCUCCUACGAGACAAGCCUAAACACCGGGCCAAGGCGCUGGAGAAGUUCAUGAACAUCGCAUUUAAACUCCGGCGACUGAAUAAUUACAACUCCCUCGGGGCUCUCAUUGCCGGGAUCAAUGGAACCCCGGUGCACCGACUCUCGCAGACUCGGGAGUUGGUGCCGACGCAAACGCAAAAAGACUUCAUGAGGCUGGUCAUCCUCAUGGGAACACAGAAGAGCCACUUCGCGUACCGCCUGGCAUGGGACAACUCAUUCGCAGAGCGAAUUCCGUUCCUGCCGCUGCACCGACGCGACCUGGUUUCGGCGGAGGAAGGAAACAGGACCUUUGUGGGUGACACGAAGACCCGAAUUAAUUGGCGCAAGUUUGAGGUGAUGGGCGAAGUGGUGCUGGGGAUCCAACGAAGCCAGAAGACACCAUAUCCACACCUGGCGCGAUACGACGAAGUGACGCGGCUGAUUCUGGACAUCAAGCUGUCUGGUGAUGACGAGGAUUUGUAUACACGCAGUAUGCAGGUAGAGCCCUCCGCUGGCGGUGACACAGGACGGAAGAAGUUUGGCUGGUUGCGGUCCUGA